This is a messenger RNA of Phragmites australis (common reed), 2565 nucleotides long. RefSeq lists its product as uncharacterized. Gene Ontology annotation, molecular function: protein binding. The transcript is spliced from 10 exons. The record is from RefSeq and is a predicted model, not a curated record. Gene Ontology annotation, biological process: protein ubiquitination; positive regulation of protein catabolic process. Bases 176 to 1918 code for a protein of 580 amino acids. NCBI's taxonomy places the organism in Eukaryota, Viridiplantae, Streptophyta, Magnoliopsida, Poales, Poaceae.
CCCACUCGUCACCCCAGCCGCCGCCCGCGCCCCGCACCGCUCCCUCUCUCUCGCCGGUCGCCACCGCACCGGCGACGCCGUGCGAGCCACCGACCCUGCUGCCUGCUGUCCUUCUGUCCUGCCGGCGGCGAGCCGGAGCAUUGCGACGCCCUCCACCUGAUCUGUCGAACAAACUAUGGUGAAGCUGCAAGCCAGUUCUGCACCAAUGGGGAAUAAGGAGGCAAUGCAAGCUUCUUGUCACGCAGAUAAUGAUAACCGUGAAGAGGGAGCAACCACAGAUAACAUGGAUCCUUCCCGUCCUUUUCUAUAUCUCGAGAAAUUCGAUGUGGAAAAGAUGCGUGAGUGGAGUCGUUUAAGGUCUGCUUGGCUCGCCAAGUCCAAACCAAAUGAUAUAAUCAUCCCAGACCCUACUCCCCAGCGGGUGAUUGAUGCCUUCUAUAAUUUAUGCUCCCACUUGGGGCCCAUCCUGGAAAAGGAUAGUGUUCAGUGCUUCCUCCGCUUAUUCGUGAAGAAGGCAGGCAUGCGCUGGGAUCAUGCCGUCACUUCACAAACCUUGACCUUCCUGAUCAUUUAUAAUGCCUUGCAAUGUGCAAAAGCUGUAUUAGAGGGCAAGGAACCUGAGCUCAACGGGAAGCGUGCCAAUCCCAACUGCAUUAACCCAUAUGGAUACUUCCCCCUUCAUGAAGCUGCUCAAAAGUUCUCUGUUGACAUGAUCAAGUUGCUCUUCUGCCAUGGUGCAUCAGCCAAUGUACGCACAGUUGGUGAUGUCGUCAUUGCUGGCCUACUCCCACUCCAUGUUGCAGUUGAAAAUACUUGCCUGCACAAGUACCUGGAGGACAAUCUUUUUCCUCCUACCAAGGAUCAUCAGGAUUAUAUCUACAAGCUUAUCACUCUGCUGUGCCUACCUGAAAUGAAGAUCUUCUUGGAUACGGUUAGACUGCUUGCGGAAGAAACAGAUAAUAUAGUUGAUGAGAUCUGGAAUUACAUAAAGGAUGAAAAGCUUGUACAGACUGCAGUUUUACUCCUGGCAGCCCAAAAACAGAUCCGCGAGGACUGUACCUCCGAGAUAAACGUCAAUGGCAAGCAAUCAGGGCUUGAUAUUAUCGUGCAGCGUAUAGUGGAUCGCUCUCUUUCCCUAGGAUGGAAGAAAGGUGAAAAUGGAGAGACACAGCAAGAGCUGGAGGAAAGUGUAACAUUUAAUCAUUCUGCAUUGCUGCUUGUUCGAAUAAUUUCCCGAGCUGGUGAAGUUCUUGAUGCGUACAUUCAGGGACAUUCAGAGGUGCCCCAUGUGGCCCAUGUGGAGAUCCUCAAACAUGUUUCAUGUAUUCUCGAGGAGUUUGGGUUUUGCCCUGUUGGCGAAGUCAUUGAUGUGAAAAACCUGCGCCCCUAUGACUGCAAAAAGUUUGACAGAGUGUUGCAUGACCAAGGGCAUGUAAAUGCAACCACUGAAGUUACAGAAACGGCUUAUCUGCAUGCUGCAGAGGAAAAGGCUGUGAGAAAGAAACUCCCUGUAGGAUGGGAUCCAGCAUACAGGAGGAGAAUGUUUCUCCCAUAUUGGAGAUCGGUGUUAGGAGCCCGGUGUCGCGUGAGGUUGUAUCCACCCUAUGCACCAGCAGAUGCGUCUAAGGAGCUUGAUCCUGAACGGCUCCGUAGCUGGAUUAACUCAAUUAGCAAUGGAUCUUCGGUGAAACCAAACCAUAAUCUUGGUCCGUCGGGAAGAACUCCUGAACUAGCAAGUAAUCAUCAAUUCAAAAGGCCCUUUGGUACUGCUGCAUUCACAGGAAAUGGAUCUUCUCGAAUUCCAAAUCAUAAUCUUAGUUUGUUGGGGAGAAUUCGGCAACCAGCAAGUAAUCAUCAGUCAAGGAGGCUCUUUGGUACUGCUGCAUUCACACUCUUGAAGGUGCUAAAGAAUGCAUGACUCGAAAGGUGCCUGGUGGCAAGUUUGUUAUUUAUAAAUAUUUCUGAAGCUGUUAAUCGGUGCAGUUUCUCCAAGAUGGGGCUGGUUAGUGAUAGAGGGUAUGUGGUUUGUGGACACCACUUUAUAAGAAGGUUGCCGAAUAAAGGGCCGUCGAUUAGCAAGUGCAGGGUGGACGACCGCACAGGGCCCCACACUGCAAGGGGUCUAUGUGGUCAUCAAUCCUAUCUUACUAAAGUUAAUUUCUAUAUUUUUAGGUUAUUAAUUAGGUCAGCAGCACAUUAACUUGGUAAUUCAUCUCACUGCGAACAGCCACAUCUCAUGAAUUUUCGUGCGAAAAUUAGAUAGAACUAUACUACUAGUACUAAGCAUAUUUUAGCCUUUAGGUGCAACUGAAUUUUCGUCGCCCGUUCAAAUUGGACACUAUUGUAUAGCAUAUAGAAUAUAAAUAGACUUUUCACAAACCACAACUCUCCUAGAUUGGAUAUUAUUAUAUUUUUAUGAAUUUAUCAAAUAUUCCUCUUUUAUUUAUAAAUAUUAAUCACAUAUAAUAUUAAUUCUGUUUUUAACGGUACACAUACAAUUGUAUUCGAGAAAAGAUGUUUUCUUUUCUAAGAGUGUAAUUUUAAUUUUACACCCCUAUAUACUGC